AGAAAAAUGGUAGUGAGAAACUGAAGAAAAAAACAUAAUAAUAAAAAAAUAAAUUAAAAAUAGAAAUCGCACAGAGUGAGAGACGGGAGAGAGAGAUGGGGAGAGAGAUAUAAUUGGGGAUCUGUUUUGAGUUAUAGAGGGAGAAAGUCUUGCUCUAGAGAGAGAGGGAAAGAGCAGACCAGGUAGAAGAUGGGAUGCUCUUUUUCGGGACUGAACGCACUGUACGACGUUGUGCACGGAGGCGCAGAUGUGUGGAUCAACGAAAACCGAUUCAGGGUCGUGAGGCAGCUUGGUGAAGGUGGCUUUGCCCAUGUCUACCUCGUCAAGGAGGUCCUCACCGACUCAUCUUCAGCUUCUGGUGGUGGGAUCGCCAAGAAAUUCAAGGACCCCUCUCAAGCCUCAGAUGAUGGAACAUAUGCCAUGAAGAAAGUUCUCAUUCAAAGCAAUGAGCAGUUGGAGUUGGUGAGGGAGGAGAUCCACGUGUCAUCUUUGUUUAGCCAUCCCAAUCUUCUUCCUCUUCUUGAUCAUGCUAUCAUUGCAGUCAAGCCCACACAAGAAGGAUCUUGGAAGCAUGAAGCAUAUUUGUUAUUUCCAGUUCAUUUGGAUGGAACAUUAUUGGACAAUGCUCUGGUUAUGAAACCUAAGAAGGAGUUCUUUUCUACCUCAGAUGUACUUCAAAUAUUCCGGCAGCUUUGUGCAGGACUCAAGCAUAUGCACAGUUUGGAACCUCCAUAUGCACAUAAUGAUGUCAAACCUGGUAAUGUCCUUAUAACACGUAGAAAAGGACAGCCACCUCUUGCAAUAUUAAUGGAUUUUGGAAGUGCUCGUCCUGCAAGAAAGCAAAUUCGCUCUCGUUCGGAGGCACUGCAGCUGCAGGAAUGGGCAUCUGAGCACUGUUCAGCACCUUUCAGAGCUCCUGAGUUGUGGGAUUGCCCAAGCCAUGCAGAUAUUGAUGAAAGAACUGAUGUCUGGUCAUUGGGAUGCACUUUAUUUGCAAUAAUGUAUGGUGGUGCAUCUCCAUUUGAGUAUGCACUUGGAGAAUCUGGAGGAAGCCUUCAGUUGGCCAUUGUAAAUGCACAAAUAAAGUGGCCUGCUGGCCCUAAUCCUCCAUAUCCAGAAGCUCUUCACCAGUUUGUGACAUGGAUGCUCCAGCCCCAAGCUGCCGUUCGACCACGCAUGGAUGAUAUCAUCAUUCAUGUUGACAAAUUGAUCUCAAAGUUUUCUCACUGAAAAAAUGUUGAAUCAAUUCACUGGUGUACCAUUCAGAUCUCCAAAUUUCAGCAUGUUGGGUAUAUUAGUCUCAGUCACUGUGCAUUCUUCACUUUGUCAUGAAUAUAAUUAUAAGAAGGUAUUAGCAAUUUUUGGUUCUGCACAUGACCUGAUACCUCUGAAUACACUCAAGAACCAGAUCAAGUGGUCUAAUGGAUCCUUCGAGAGAAUUCAUCUUGUGACGCUCAUACUCGUGAUGAUUUUGCCCUUGUGGCUUUCCAUGAAAGCAAAGGGUGUAAUCUCUCACAUUAUAGUUUCUUAGUAUUAUGAACUCAGUUCAUUGUUUUACUUGGAAGUUGAAAUGAGUUUCAUUGUGAUUGUUUAAGAGCUGUCUUGGUCAAAAACUAAAUGUCACCUUGUUCAUGUUAUUGAUGUCUCUAUGGUAAACCGGUUUCAUGUGUA
Molecule: messenger RNA, 1671 nt
Organism: Cornus florida
Lineage: Eukaryota; Viridiplantae; Streptophyta; Magnoliopsida; Cornales; Cornaceae
Exons: 6
Coding region: 190-1230 (346 amino acids)
Biological process (GO): protein phosphorylation
Cellular component (GO): cytoplasm
Molecular function (GO): protein serine/threonine kinase activity; ATP binding
Source: RefSeq, a predicted model, not a curated record